UCGAAAACAUGGCGGCUCCCAGUAAAGCGACCGUGGUGUUAAAGGCUGUGAAGAAAAUAACCAUUCAGUUUUGUCCGUUCGAGUCCAAUGUCCGGUCCACACGGGAGUUUUUGACCUUAGUGGGCUCAGAGAAGGCCAGAACUACCAACAUGAACUGUGAGGUGAUACCAGUGGUGAAGCAUGACAAGUCUGAGCCGAUAGUGGAUAUCACUUAUGUAGACGGAGAGAAGCUGCUGAUGAAGGGAGCAAAUUUGACCUGCAGUGAGAUGCUGAGUGCUUUUCAAUCCCGCUGCGUCGCCAAGGACCCGCAGGCAAAAGUUGGAGAGAAGAAAUAAUCAUGAGCUUGGCAGAUGUGUAUUUAUCUGUGAAUAUUGUUGAACAUGUACAGUAAAACUAUUCCAUUUCAUA
Molecule: messenger RNA, 408 nt
Organism: Pelmatolapia mariae (spotted tilapia)
Lineage: Eukaryota; Metazoa; Chordata; Actinopteri; Cichliformes; Cichlidae
Gene: mrpl53
Product: mitochondrial ribosomal protein L53
Exons: 3
Coding region: 9-335 (108 amino acids)
Cellular component (GO): mitochondrial large ribosomal subunit
Source: RefSeq, a predicted model, not a curated record